UUUCUGCCAAAUUUCACUUUUUUCUCUCUGUAUCUUUCAUCAAGCCUCAUUUCCACACACGGACAGUAAUCAGCAACAGCGGGACACACAGGCGUCUCUCUAUAAUGGAUGUUCUUGGGCCCUCCAUACUAAGGGACGACCCCCAUUUCAUGGGCGAGCCGGAGGUGCAGAUCUUUGAGCAGCCCAAACAGAGGGGCAUGAGGUUCAGGUACAGAGUGGAAGGUCGCUCUGCUGGAAGUAUCCCCGGAGAGAGGAGCUCAGACAACAACCGCACCUACCCCAGUAUACAGAUCCUGAACUACUGCGGUAAAGGGAAGGUGCGCGUGUCUCUGGUGUCGAAGAGUGAGCCGUACAAACCUCACCCUCACGAUCUGGUGGGAAAAGACUGCAAAGAUGGAAUCUACGAGACCGAGUUUGGACAAGACCGGAGAGUGAUAGCUUUUCAGAACCUGGGCAUUCAGUGCGUGAGGAGACGAGAGGUGAAAGACUCCAUCGUCCAGAGGAUCACCAGAGGAAUCAACCCCUUCAACGUUCCCAGAGAGCAGCUGCUGCAGACGGAGGAGUACGACCUGAAUGUGGUGCGUCUGUGUAUCCAGGUUUAUCUGCAAGACGACAACGGACAGUACACCAGAGCUCUGAAUCCUAUCGUCACUAAUCCCAUCUAUGACAACCGAUCUCCAAACACGGCCGAGCUGAGGAUCUGCAGAGUCAACAGGAACAGUGGAAGUGUCAAAGGUCAAGACGAGAUUUUUCUCCUGUGCGACAAAGUGCAGAAAGAUGACAUCGAGGUGCGUUUCUUCGCCCCAGACGGGUGGGAGGCUAAAGGUUCCUUUUCACAGGCUGACGUUCACAGACAGGUGGCGAUAGUGUUCAAAACCCCAGCAUACUACAACCCCUCCAUCACUGAGGCGGUGCUGGUGCAGAUGCAGCUCCGGAGGCCUUCGGAUCAGGAGGUCAGCGAGCCCAUCGACUUCAGAUAUCUGCCCGACGACAAAGAUCCAUAUGGCUACAACGAGAAGAAACGCAAACGAGAAAACCUGAUGAAGUUUGCCACUCUCCAGUCACAAGUGAAUUCUUUCAGUUUGAGUAUGAACAGGCCAAUGGCAACACCUUCCAAAAAUCUACGGAAAGAUGUGGGUAACAUGUACCUCCGGCAGCAGAUUGCUUCAAUACAUCAGCAGCAGCAGCCUCCUGCUCCUCAGGCUCAGAUGUUCGGCUCAAACUUCCAGUCUCCUCCUCUCCAGGCCCUCCCUCCUUCCCCAUGGCCUAGCUCCAGUCCCUCCAGUAUCCCAAUCGAUUCUGUCACCGUCAACCAAGGAUCUGUAAAAAGUUCCCUGCAGCGCAAUGUACGGCCACAAGUCAACGCCCCCAACCAGAACCCCGGUCUUCCUCAGCUGUCCAUGCAAGAUUUGAAGUGCUUGGACUCACAACUUAACCAAGGUGAUUCUCAGCCUCUGUACCAUCUACCACAACGAGAUGUACUCAUGACUGAAAACCAACCUGUCAAUCAAAAUCAAGGUGUCCAGAUGCAGUGGGCGUCCCAUGGGUUUGGCAGCCCCAGUCAGAUUUCAAGCGGUUUUAACGGGGCAGUGCCAGGAGGGGGCGGUGGGGUCAAUGAUGGAGGUGGUUCAACUGGUCUUGGGUUUAACUUUUUAGAUCAAUUCGAUGGGGAAAACUUGUUACAAAAUUUAGUUGGAGGAUCACAAAGUGGAUUCGCAAUGAAGCAAGAACCGCAAAUGGUGUUAGGGCAAGAUGCGGCCAUGCACUCGCCAAGAGAGAGUAACACAUACACAACACUGCAGCCUCCUCGCUCCAGUAGUAAUGGGGCAAUGGGAGUGGAUGUUAACAGCAGCCAGCCUUUAAAACAUCGGGGAAAUCAAUAUUUAAACAGCAAUAGUGUGCAGCCAGGCACACACUAUUCAACAUUGGAAGACUGGUUAAAGUCCAGUCAUAAUAAUCAAUAACAAAGGGGUUCCAAUGAAAAUCUAUUGGUCUGAUAAUGGUACUUAUCCUAGGAUCAGAGGUGCUAUAUUGAAGGUACUAGGAGUUUUGCUAACCUUGCACAGCAAGAUUGAUUCUUGAGAUAUUUGGGAGUUGACAGACUCAUGAGAAUCCAUCUUGAAGUGUAUGGUUAAAAUUUGUCCAACAGCAGCUGAACCAAUCACGUCGCAGCAUUUAGGUUUGGGCGAAAUGCUCAAACGAACCAAAACAAACAUGGCGAUGCCAACAAAUGUUCUUCCACCUAUUUUAAUGUCAGUGCAGACUAUUUUGUUUUAGAAAAACAAGCAGAGCCUCUCCUGGAUUUAAAGUCUGAUGUUUCUACUUGUUCUGCUGUUGUGGUUUAUUGGAUUGAGAGGAGACACAUGAUUUCAUUUUAGCAAAAACAAACACAAUGUAGCAACUCGGGCUGCAGCUAAUGAUUAGCCCAGUGAUUGACUAAUCAGUGAUUCUUCAUUUGAUUAGUUGACUGGAGGCUAGAAUAUUUACCAAUAAAAUUGAUUAUGGAUAAAAAUUUCUGUAAAAUCUUUUGACAUUUUGAUUUAAUAAUGCCACUGUCUUUGUUGUAAAAGGUCUUAUGGCAUGUGUUUUAAAGUGUGUGUAGUCAAGGUAACAGUGAUGAAAAUACGAUUAUUUUAGUAAUCGACAUCGCGAUCAUUCCGAUAAUUCGUUGCAGCUCUAAUAGUAAAUGCAGCGAUUUGACCACUGAAAUAACUAGAACAGUCUGAAGAGGGAGGGGUUUAAAAACGAAUCUGGGACACCUCCAGACAUGAAGCAGCUUAGAGAGAUGAGAGAGAGACAGCGUCAGUAUGGAGGAUCAGUCAAACACGUGAAUGAAACAAAACACAGCUCCAAAGGUUUACUCUAAUAUAGGACCUUGUUAUAUAAUGAUGCCUUUGCUUCUGAUGGCCUUUACAGGCCUGUCUCAGCCCCUCACAGCACUGUGUCAUUAUUUAUUCACCUCACACUCAGUCUCACGGGCCUCGCCAAUCACCACCACUUAUACACUUUUACUAGGGCAGUGUUUCUCAAACUGUAGUACACAAGCUCUUUCAGGUGGUACCAGGACGGCUCUUCAGUUUGUGAGUUUGCCUCCUUUAGAGUUCAUUAGAUCCUUUUUCUGUCCUCAUUUUAUAAUUUCUUGUUUUGAACGACUGUGGAAAUGAUGUAAUCCGCUUCUCAACGUGGUUUAGUCCUGGAUUAGACCUGGAAUAGUCCGGUUAUAGACCUGGUUUAGAUCUGUUGGGAAGCCAAAUUAUUUCUUUGAUACUACUUGGCGUGAAAAGUUUGAGAGCCACUGUCCUGGGGCAAUGUGGGUGAAGUGUCUCGCCCGAGGACAUAACAGCAGAACUAGUUUGUAGUGGGAAUCGAUCCUCCGUCCUCCGUGUUGGUGGACAAGUGCUCUGAUCACUGACGAUGGUGUUUGAGUGUUUGAAUCUCAGUGAUAAGAUUGUCCUACUUUCUCCCAGUGGGCGCCUGCAAUCAGAACUUUUAAAAACAUAUCAACAUACGUCACUGGAGAAAAUGUGUUGAUUGAACAAGUGAAUGUACUACUGAUGCUCAGGUCUGACUGUGGACUGUUUUGUACUAUAGGGGGCGCUGGUGUGGAUAUAAUGAUGAUUUUUAAUGAUCUGUUUUAUUGAUUGAUUUUUUUUUUUAGUAAAGAUUUAUACACAUUUUAAUAUUUUUUGUAUUUUAUGUGAUGCACUCUUAAGCCGUAUUUCAGAGGUGGGCAAGAUCAGUUGUUUUAGCAAAUCACAAAAAUUGCCAUUUAUGAAGUAGCAUAAUUUUCUCAACAAACAACUAAAUAGUUUGUCUUAUUCUGCAUAAAAACAGCUAAAUAAAAUUUCAUAUUUUUCCCAAAUCAUUCAAAAAAUUCAACCCUAAUGAACAGCAAAAAAUACCAUCACGUUAUUAAAGGUUGUAUAGAGGAUAUUCCAAGGAAAGAGAAAUACAGUGACUCCUCAGCUCCCUAAGUAGAAACGUCUCCUCCCGCCUCCUCCUUACGCUAGAAAUCACGCUCGUUUACAGCCGGUGUGCAUUCAGAAUCGCCGCUGAAGUUUCCUGUCCAGAAGUCAUUUAUCGAAUGACGCAUCAGUCUUUAGACCCUUCGUCUGCUUCAGUCGUGCCAUCACUGGAAGGAAUCUCCAAGGAUCACCUCAGUUUGGCUUCCCUCCUUCUCCUCUUCUCUUCUUCUUUCAGCGACCUCAAAAACUGACUUUUUUUUUUUACGGUGGACUGGUCGUGGAUUCUUGUUUGCCACCGCAACAAAUUUGCUCUAACUGUGAGGGAGCUACAGUUAGAAAAACCCACUAAGAACCGCUGCGUUGGUCAAGUAAACAGUGUCUUGCGUAUGUGGAAUGCGUGAGAAGUGAAUGUAAACCACGUAAUCCCACUCAGCUACACUAGAAACGUAGGAGUUUGACUGACAACCUAACAGCCAAUAGAUAAUGAGAUAUAUAAUGAGGUAGCCUCUUUAUCUACUGGCUGAUGUUUAUCUGGCCCCAUCACAUCCACAGCUGAUUCUUUUUUUUUUUGGUCAUCAUAAUUACAAGUCUGCUGCGUCUCUAUAAUGCUAUCUUGAACAAAAAUAAAAAUCCUCCAUACAACCUUUAAAGAUGCAUUUUAACUUUUCUGUUGGAGGGUCCGUCAAACUUUUGUUAUUGCUUUGUCUGGAAUGUUUCACAGUAUGGCAUUAAACCUUUUCAUCUCUGUGGAGACCAAACCAGACCAAGUUACAGGUCAGAUCUGUGGAGAGGCGACCCCAGAAUGUUUGUUUUUCUAGGUAUUUUUAAGAUAUAAAACCAUCUGUAAUUGAAUAAAUAUGAAGUAGUUUAAUGUCAUACUGUGGAACAUUCCAAGGAUAGCAAUGGCAUCUCCAUAGAAACAAGCACACAAACAAUGCAUCUUUAAUAAUGCAACGGUAAUUUUUGUUUCCAUUAGGGGUGAAUUUUUUGAAUCAUUUUGGAAAAAUAUCUAAUUAUAUUUAGCUGUUUUUGCUGCAUUAAGAAAAAUCCAAAACUUAUAGAAAAUAUGUGUCACUUUUGCCCACCUCUGAUAGGAGUUGAAACAUUGACGCUCUGAAACGGCGUGAUUCUGAUUUCCAUUGAUAAAGUGGAGGAGGCUUUGUCUCUGUGUAGUGACUAUGUCAUAUCUACAUCACUGUUUGAGUCCUCAGUUCUAACACUCACACACAGGAAAUGUUGACCUUAAACACAUCAGCUAUGUCACCUUUACUGUUUAUAGUACAGUACCGGUCAAAAGUUUUAGAACACCACACUUUAUCCAGUUUGUUACCAUUUACUGUUGACCAUUCUAAACUUUUGAUUGAUGUGUGUAUCCAUCUUUGGCAGAUAGAACAGCUGAACACACUCGUGGCUCGUUUUACAAUAGAAAUCAAAUAUUGUGCAGAAAGUUCUUCCCAAGUCUGUUGCAGAAGUUUCCAUAAAUGUGUGGCACUUGUAGGUUGCUUCACUCUUCUGUCCAGUUCAUCCCAAACCAGCUCCAUGGGGUUUAAGUCUGGACACUGUGCUGCUGCUGGACACUCCAUGUUUUCAAGCUUGACCAUCUUGUUCUUUUUUCCUGAGGUAGUUUUGGCAGAGCUUGGACUUGUGUUUUGUAUCUUUUAUCUUUUUUUAACUUCUGUCUGUUCAGUUUUUACCUUUGCACCAUUUCAAGAUCUUCAUUGGACUUUGAAUUGCAAUAAAUAACUGGAAAAAUUAGGGUGUUCUAAAACUUUUGACCGGUAGUGUAUUUUGUUAAAUAGACGUUUAAAAGGCUUGUACUUUUUUCCCCUUGUGUAUUUGAGCAAAACUUGUCUUGCUCCAGUACAGAUGUGUUAUAUAAACAGUUCUUGGAGUAAAAAUAAGUCUGCAUCUAAUUAUAAAGCGUUUUAUUGUCCAAUGAGCAGAACGUGUGUGUUAGCAUGCCAGUUAUUGUUGUGAACUUUAUAGUCACAGCAGCAGGAUGCUCCAAGUUAAAUGGAAUAUAACUUUGGACCACAGCAAACUGGUUAAAAGCAAACCUGUUUUUCACAUUUGAAAACAGUAAAAAUCAGGUACAGCGCUUUUAAACAUCUUCAAACCAAAAUUAAUUGCUUUUGAAUCAACAUAGAAUAUUAAAAUCGAAAAACGUGACAUCAUAUAUUCAUGUAAACGUGCACUAUGGCAUACCACUUACUUGUCUCCAUGAAGAUGUUUUUGUUUUGCCUGGAAUACUCCACAGUAUGGCAAUAAACGUUUCUAUCACAAUGGAGACAUACAGUGUAGACCACAAUAGAAUACACGCAAGAUAUGUACGUUUAAAGCCAUUCUGUGGGACAUUCCAGUGCAAGGUCAACAUUUACGUUUUUGAGUGGAUAAAAACUUGUGUACAUUUAUUUCUUUGUCUGAGGAGAGGAGUAUUUUUGCUCACCUGCUGUCAUCACUUCUUACAAUAUUCAUGGAAUUUACCAGAGAUUUUGUCAUGUUUUGAUAAUGUACUUUGAAUAUUUUACAUUUUGUACUGGUUCAUUUGUUAAUAAAGACUCUUUCACACAUACAA
Molecule: messenger RNA, 6540 nt
Organism: Boleophthalmus pectinirostris (great blue-spotted mudskipper)
Lineage: Eukaryota; Metazoa; Chordata; Actinopteri; Gobiiformes; Gobiidae
Gene: rel
Product: v-rel avian reticuloendotheliosis viral oncogene homolog
Exons: 11
Coding region: 105-1964 (619 amino acids)
Biological process (GO): cellular response to stress; innate immune response; response to cytokine
Cellular component (GO): cytoplasm
Molecular function (GO): RNA polymerase II cis-regulatory region sequence-specific DNA binding; DNA-binding transcription factor activity, RNA polymerase II-specific
Source: RefSeq, a predicted model, not a curated record